Messenger RNA from Penicillium roqueforti, 1950 nucleotides. RefSeq lists its product as uncharacterized. Bases 1 to 1950 code for a protein of 649 amino acids. NCBI's taxonomy places the organism in Eukaryota, Fungi, Ascomycota, Eurotiomycetes, Eurotiales, Aspergillaceae. The record is from RefSeq and is a predicted model, not a curated record. The transcript has a single exon.
AUGUCUGUCCCUUCAACCUUUGAUGCAGUGAAAUCACACCUCGCUCAAGUCCAGGAGAACCCCUCCACGGCUUUGGACAUUCCUCUCAUCGACAAGUUGAAGUUGCAACUAGUCGAAAACACCGACCCCAUAGUCCCUGCCACUCUUCUGUCGCAAAUCUCGGCGCUCCUUCCCAUCUUGCAAGAAGACCCUACGCCUAUUACAACUCUCGGCAUCCGAGCCACCGCCUACUUCACAUUCACCAAUCUCCAAUCUAUCGAUCCCCCGAUCAAUCUUGUCGCUGGCUUCAAGGCCCCAUCACCACCAAUCAACCUCCUAGCUCUUUCACUGUUAGCUAAAGCCGGGCAGAAAUACAGUGAAGCUGCUAUAGUUGCUGGUGAUUCGGAUUUGGUGGCUUCACUCGUGGAGCUAUGGCUUUCAACAUCUUCGGGCGAAGUCGCACAGGCUGCACUUGACACAUUAUGGGCGCUUUUGGAGGUUGACGUUGCGAAUCACCUGGAAACUGGGGAAUAUGAGCAUACUGGUAAUGCAAGUCAUGCAGGACAGGGACUAUUGUGGAGGAGGGUAUUCACUGAUAAGGAUGUCUACGGUCUAUUGUUCGGGCUAUGCAGCCUCCAGAGUGAUGCCCCUGGUGAUCUUUCUAAAGGCGAAAGAACGAUCGCACAGGGCAGGCUGAUGACACUCUUAGUGAAAGCCGGAAGAUUACGCUGGGACAUCAUCUCAACCACCCAAGUACCGGAAAUCGAGGCCAAAUACCAGAGCAGUAGUCUCCUUCAUUUUGCAACCUGUCAUAUGGUCCAAGUGAGCGAUGUCUUGAUGUAUAUGACACUGCUCAACUUCUUCCGCGAGCUGCUAGAGAUCGAUGGACCGGGCCUCGUCGCUCGAAGAUCUGUGCAGUCUACUUCGACUUUUUCGUCCCCUGCCCUCGACUUCCUUGUCGAACACCAACUGCAUUCUAAAGUGCUGAGUUAUUAUCUCGAUGAGUCCAAGCUAGACUCGGUGGAUCUUAUCUACCUAUCCGGCCCAAUCAUGGCAUAUGUGGCUCGAUAUGCCGAGAUGUAUCCCAACCACUUGUUGCAGAACCCCUCUACCCUACUUGACGCGAUUAUCUCCCGCAUCAAUAGAUCCCUCGCCAUUGCUAGUGCACAAUGGGCACACGGCGAAGUACCCACAGGUCACCUUGCUAUUUUAGCUUCACUGCCCCGAGUGCUUCUCGUAGAGGCAGGUAUAUAUGGUGCCAACCCGGUUCUUGCAAUUCCCACAAACCCUCCGAAUAGUGAAGCUCUGGGCGUUCUGGCGAAAAUUUUCCACGGACCUCAGCGAACUGGAAUCUCUGAUUCAAUGAACUUGAACACAUCCGGCUCAACUCCAACUGACUGGGACCGCGAAGCAGCCGCAGCGCGCAUCCUCUACUUCCUCUAUGUCAACCAACACCCCACUUUCUGGGACAAUGUCGUGGGUGCUGCCGACGUCCUAGUGAUGAAAGAUGUUGCUUUGUCGGCUAUUUCUUUCAUGGGGGCUAUUACAACAGCGAACUGGAAACUCUCACCUUCAGCACCCGCCAACACCGAUUCAUCGCGGUUCCAGCUGCCCUCCGAAAAGGAUCUAGAUCAGCUAUCCCCGGCUACUAAUGGGUUUUUCCCCACCUCUGGAGCAUGGGCAGUUCUCACUCCACCUGCCCUAACCACCCUUCUUCCAUAUCUUUUCAAGCCACCUCGCUCCUACGCUGAUUUCGUCGGGGGUGGUGCAGCUGAUUCCCAGAAUGUCGUUUGGAAAGUUGCCACUGCGAAACAUGAUGUUAUCGUAGCGCUGCACAACCGGUUGCAAGAAACAGAUGGCCAAGUGGAAGGGUUUGAGGAUAUCAUGCGAACCCUCCAACAGCGUGUGAACGAGGGUCCCCGGGGACCCGUACAAUUUGGCGGUGCUGAAGUAAUGGCUGCCGGGCUAUGA